AAAUAACAGAAUUUAUAUCCGAUAACUAGUGAUUUCCUCUUGUCUAUAUUAAAUUUAGGUUUAUGAUAAUAUCAAUACACUUUUCAUUUAUUUUACUCCGAUUAGGGCAGGUGUUGGUGAAGGCGUCGGAAUUGUAGUUUUCUGUCAUUGGCAGCUAUGGCGGAGGUGGUGGUCACCGAAUCUGUAGGCUCUGAUGUAAAUACAGCUGUCAAUUCUACGAUGGCAUAUUUACAAGACGAGAUCAAGAACGAGUCGGACCAGAUGCCUGCUCUGAACUUGGGAGACCUGGACAUAACCACGGAUGAGUUUAUCUUAGACGAAGUCGACAUUCACAUCCAGGCGAACCUUGAGGACGAUCUGGUGAAAGAGGCUUUGAAAACGGGCGUGGAUCUCAGGCAGUACUCCAAGCAGGUGGAGACGGAGCUGCAGCGUAUUGAGCAAGCCUCCAUCAAAGACUAUAUCAAGGAGAGCCAGAACAUCGCCUCCCUGCAUAACCAGAUCACUGCCUGUGACUCCAUACUGGAGCGGAUGGAGGGCAUGCUGAGCGGUUUCCAGAGCGACCUCUCCUCCAUCAGCAGCGAGAUCCAGACGCUGCAGCAGCAGUCCGUCAGCAUGAACGUGCGGCUGAAGAACCGCCAGGCCGUCCGCUGCCACCUCAGCCAGCUGGUGGACGAGCUGGUGGUGCCCGGCGCCAUGAUCUCGGUGAUCCUGGAGAGCCCCGUGACGGAGCAGGAGUUCCUGGAGCAGCUGCACGAGCUCAACAACAAGAUCAACUUCGCCAAGGAGCUGAGCUUCCGGGAGACCCUGGCCUGCUCCGACAUCCAGGACAUCGUGGACCGGCUCAAAAUCAAGGCCGUCUCAAAGAUCCGGGAGUUCAUCCUGCAGAAGAUCUACUCCUUUCGAAAGCCCAUGACCAACUACCAGAUCCCACAGAACACUCUACUCAAGUACAGGUUCUUCUACCAGUUCUUGCUGGCAAACGAGAGGCAGGUGGCCAAAGAGGUUCGGGAUGAGUAUGUGGACACCAUGAGCAAAAUCUACUACAGCUAUUUCAAAUCGUACAGUGGGAGACUGCUCAAAGUGCAGUACGAGGAGGUGGCUGACAAAGAUGAUCUGAUGGGGGUUGAGGACACAGCCAAGAAAGGUUUUUUCAGCAAGCCAUCACUGAAGAGCAGGAACACCAUCUUCACUGUGGGCCAGAGGGGGGCAGUGUUGAGCCCUUCAGAGCUGGAGGGACCCAUCCUCAUUCCUCACACUGCACAAAGAGGAGACUGCAGGUACCCCUACGAGACGCUGUUUCGCAGCCAGCACUACGCCCUAUUGGACAACGGCUGCAGGGAGUACCUCUUCCUCUGCGACUUCUUCAUGGUGGCCGGGAACUCCGCGCUGGACCUCUUCAACUGCAUCAUGGGAAAGACCCUCAGCAUGUUCCUGAAGAGCAUGUCCACCUAUGUGUCUGACUGCUACGACAGCAUCGCGGUCUUCCUCUGCAUUCACAUCAUCCUGCGCUUCAGAGCCAUCACCGCCAAGAGGAACAUCCCUGCCCUCGACAAGUACUGGGAGGCUGUUCUGGAGCUGCUGUGGCCCAGGUUUGAGCUGAUCCUGGAGAUGAACAUCCAGAGCAUUCGCAACACUGACCCUCAGAAACUGGGCCUGCUGGACACCAGACCCCACUAUAUCACGCGUCGUUAUGCCGAGUUCUCCUCAGCUAUCGUCAGCAUCAACCAGACAUUCCCCAACCAGAGGACCAAUGCCCUGCUGGGCCAGCUACAGGCUGAAGUGGAGAACUUUGUCCUGAAGAUGGCAGCAGAGUUCCCUUCCAGGAAGGAUCAGCUGAUCUUCCUCAUCAACAACUAUGACAUGAUGCUGAGCGUGCUGAUGGAGAGAGCAGCAGAUGACAGUAAGGAAGUGGAGGGCUUCCAGCAGCUGCUCCUGGCUCGGACGCAGGAGUUUAUUGAGGAGAUUCUCUCUUCUCCCUUUGGUGGAAUGAUUGCCUUCGUGAAGGAGAGCGAGGCGCUGAUGGAGAAAGGGCAGCUGGACAGGCUGAAGAACGAUGAAGCUCGGAUCACCCAGCUGGUCCGGGGCUUCUCCAGCACAUGGAAGCAGUCCGUUGAGGCUCUGAGUCAGGACGUCAUGAGGUCCUUCACCAACUUCAAAAACGGCACGGGCAUCAUACAGGGGGCGCUGACGCAGCUGAUCCAGUACUACCACGGCUUCCACAAGGUCCUCUCCCAGCCCACGUUCCGCAGCCUGGCCGUGCGCUCCGAGCUCAUCAACCUGCACCACCUCAUGGUCGAGGUCAAGAAGCACAAGCCCAACUUUUGAGGAGGGUGGGCGUGGCCUGGGAAAGAAGGGGAGGGGCAGGGGGAGGGGCUUGACCAUCCAGGAAGGGGAGGAGCCAGGGAGAGAAAGGAGGACAGAGGAGGAAGCGAAGUCGAUCUGUAUGGCCUCACCGGUCACAUGACACUGACUCCACCAAUCACAGCAGCUGGCUUUGGCUCUAGACCUUUGCUUUGUUGAGUAUUGGAUUAAUGCUCAUAAAUGUGUUCUAUGAACUCUCCUGUUGGCUCUCUUAUGUUGAGACCAUGUGGUUCCUCUAGUUUUUUUUCUUGUGUCCUUGUGGAGGGAACCUGUGGGGGGGGGGUGAGAGUGGGGGGGUCGGAUGCCAAUGUACAGGGGAUGAAAGGGAAGGAGGGAGGGGUGGAAUGAGGAAGGAAGUGGACGGAACAAUGACUGAACAGAAGGGGGAGGGUAGUGGCGGGAAAAUGAGGCUCCAUGAAAGGCAGAGCUUCCCCGAGGCAGCUUUUCAUUGGUUCGAUGCCUGUGAUUGACAGCUCACUGUAUCUCCUCCCACUUCGGGGUUAGGGAAAACCAACCAUCAUCACUGAGAGACUUUCCAGUUUAUUCUACGUUCCUCUUUUCACCUUCCCUUCAUCUCUCUGUUCCUACCUCCCUCAUCUCUCCUUUCCUUUCCUCUUUAUCUCUCUAUUCUAUGCCUUUCUGACCAAGAGAUUUAAUGGGGAAUUAUCGAUACUGUAAUUAUAAUGAAGGUCAUAGGUCAAGGCUCAUAGGUGACAGUGUAAGAAUAUCCCAUUGAUUUAAGUGAGAUGUGAAAAACACUCCAAACAUCUGAGUCAGUUGAUGUCUGUGCAAAUAUUGGUUUGGCUACGAUAGCUAAAAAUACAUCACGCCAUAAAUGCAAAACCUGAUUGCAAGAUGCCCUUCAGAGCAUUCAUUUUUUAAUCGUAAUUUGUUCUUCCCCCCCUACAUGAAAGGUUUUUUUCAGGGCAUGAAAAUGCCACUAUCUUACUCUGGAGUGGGGGGAAACUGCCCUGGUGACACAAUUUAUGAGAGUAGCACAUGCAUUUGGACAAAGAUUGAGCAGAAGGUUGAGUUGAGUGGCAGUUGUACAUCCUCUUCCCCCGUAAGUGUGAAUUCCAAGUUCAUUGGUUGGAAUAACUGUUGUAAUCCUUUAUUAAAUCAAAAGGCAUUUGCUUAUGAAAUAAGUGUGUAAUCUCAUAUGAAUGUACAUAUAUAACAGGCUGGUAGCAGAGCUGGGGUUUUUGUUUAUUUUAUUUCAGUGCUGCGCUUGCUGUAAAAUGCUUAUUGUUUUUAAUAAUUGCGGCAUUGUGGCGAGAGUUUUCGCACUGUCCGCUCGGUCUCGGGGGGAGACGCCGGUCAGUUUCCUGGGUCAGCUCGCUGGGCCUGGAGACACUGAAGCUGCUUUUGAAGAGACUGAAGUUCGGGCCCUGGAUCCGGGGGCCCUGAGAUCCCGCUGGAGCGAGUCGUCAGGUCCCCUGUCCCGUUUGAGUCGUUAGUCUUUACGUCCCCUGUGCUGCUUCUGAUUAAAUAAAAUUCAGCUGGCCUACUCAUCA
Messenger RNA from Anguilla rostrata (American eel), 3875 nucleotides. It is a transcript of the gene vps52, whose product is annotated as VPS52 subunit of GARP complex. Bases 157 to 2325 code for a protein of 722 amino acids. Lineage: Eukaryota; Metazoa; Chordata; Actinopteri; Anguilliformes; Anguillidae. The transcript is spliced from 20 exons. Gene Ontology annotation, cellular component: GARP complex. Gene Ontology annotation, biological process: lysosomal transport; endocytic recycling; retrograde transport, endosome to Golgi. Gene Ontology annotation, molecular function: syntaxin binding. The record is from RefSeq and is a predicted model, not a curated record.